Messenger RNA from Carassius gibelio (silver crucian carp), 3868 nucleotides. RefSeq names its product sprouty-related, EVH1 domain-containing protein 1-like. Bases 304 to 1839 code for a protein of 511 amino acids. Gene Ontology annotation, cellular component: membrane. Lineage: Eukaryota; Metazoa; Chordata; Actinopteri; Cypriniformes; Cyprinidae. Gene Ontology annotation, molecular function: protein kinase binding. The transcript has 6 exons. The record is from RefSeq and is a predicted model, not a curated record. Gene Ontology annotation, biological process: multicellular organism development; negative regulation of MAPK cascade.
UGCUGCCGGUGGAAAAUGGCUGCUGCAUCCUCGAGCCCAUCCAAAACCAUAUGAAGGUGGACAGAGAAAGACGAGAAUAUGAGAGCAGCGAACACAAGGACUGAGUGAAAGAGAGACCGUGGUCGUGCGUAUGUGAGCGAGAGUGUGAGAACGCGCGCGCGUUUGUGCGUGCGUGUGUGUGUGUGUAUGAUUGUGAGAACGCGCCCGCGCGCGCGAGUGUGUGUGUGUGUUCGGUAAGAAGGGGAAUAAAAAAGACGAGAGACCGGGGGGCAGCCAGCUCGAAGCGGCGGGCAACACCAAGCCAUGGAGGGCGAUGUGCGUGUCCGAGCCGUGGUGAUGACACGUGAUGAUUCUAGCGGUGGCUGGGUGCCCCUUGGAGGCGGCGGCCUCAGUCACGUGGUCAUAUGUAAGGGGCGGAGCUCUGAAGGUUGUGGACGGAGACAGUACGUCAUACGUGGAGAACGGCUACGCGAUCGAGCACCUGUGCUGGAAUGCGCCAUUCAAAAGGGUCUGGUCUACAACAAGGUGAACCCCAUCUUCCAUCACUGGCGUGUGGAGGAGAGGAAGUUUGGUCUGACCUUCCAGAGCCCAGCUGACGCCAUCUCCUUCGAGAGGGGGCUUCAAAGUGUCCUUGAGAAGCUGGACAGAGGAUCUGACUCGCCAUCCUCCUCGACACCUGAAGAGGGCGACACUGAGGAUGACGGUCAAGCAUCUCAUACAGGGAGUGAGUCGUCAUCCAACAGCAGAAAAGAGAUGCUGCCCAAACCCAUUACCAUUGUGACCAGUGAGUCCUCCUCCACCUGUUAUGUGCACUCCACAGAGGAGUUUGCGUAUGGGGCAGGGCACGCUGUCACGACGCAGACCCCGGCCCAGAUCCACACCCGACCUGCCCAGCACCAGCUCACCCAAGUCUCCGCUGUUUUGAAUCCUCCGGCACCCCCUCCUCCUCCUCCGGCUCCCCCGACCCCCCCCAUAGUGCCCCCCGCCUCCCCCCUCUCUCCGCUCUCGCCCACCAUCUCCCUGCUGGAGGAAGGGGACCUCCACAGCCUCGACCCCUGCAAGGACCUGUGGGGUACACGCGGCUACGAGGACUACCGCCGCGCCGGUGCUACACGGACCAAGGUGGGCGGGCUGACGGGGGGCGUGGUGGUGAGCAGCAGUCAGGACAAAUCAGAGCUCUGCGUGGUGCGCUUUGAGAAGGAACUGGCCGGUGUGGGCACCACAGGCUGCGAGGUCACCGUCAUGCUGGACACCAAAGGCUCUCAGCUCAACUCUUCGCCCACCUGCAUACCCAACGCCGUGCCGGGAGUACCGUCGGCCAGUGGCUCCCCGGAGGAGACGGGUAAAGGCUCGCCCUCACCCUGCUGCAUCCACACCUCGCUCGCCACGCCCCGCUCUCGGACUCGCAAGCGAGGGGGCAGUGGAGGGGAAGCCAUCUCGCCCGACGACGACAGCUCUUGCCCGCAGGGCUCCUCCUCCUGCUCGUCACGCUGUGUGUACUGCCGCUCCGUCUUCAGCGCCUCCGACAACGGACGAGGCCGCUGCCGGGAUGCUCCCGAUCCGGCGCUACACUGCCUGCGCCAGUGGACGUGUGUGUGGUGCGCAGAGAGCCUGCUCUACCACUGCAUGUCGGACUCCGAGGGCGAGUUCUGGGAGCCGUGCUCGUGCGAGGACUCGAUGGGCAGGCGGCCGCACCCGUUGUGCUGCGCCCGCUGGAUGGCACUGUUGACGCUGUCUCUUUUCGUGCCCUGCAUGUGCUGCUACCUGCCCCUGCGCGCAUGCCUGCGCUGUGGGGAGAGAUGUGGCUGCUGCGGAGGAAAGCACAAGGCCGUGCGAUGAGGCCUGACCGGGGGGAGGGCGUGUGGGUGGGGCUCAUCGUGACGGGACAGGAGCACAAAAACGUUGUCGUCAUUCGAGGAUCAUUCGAAGAUCUCCUACAUAAACCUUGACGAUAACAUCCCCUCGCCCUCCUCGAGGCCGUCUGCUGCAUUCCGCUCUUCUCUGCUCGGACCCUUCACACCGGUGGAGGGCGCAUGGGUUCGGGAAGAUCGCUUUCUGAUUUGCUGGUCGUUGGGGUCAGGGGUCGUCUCCGGGAAGUGGGGAGUGAAUGGGGAUCAGUGACGUGUAAACAAUUGUUCGUUUUUUUUUCUCUUUGGUUUUAUUUAUUACAUUUAAUUUAGGGAGAAAAAUUAUAUGACAAAUGUUUAUAGCUAUGGUUAUUGAGUAUAUUAUUUUACUUGAACUAUUGAAAGAUUUUAUUUUUAGUUUUUGCAAUUGAUUUAAUGAAUACACUCCCCUUGUACCUCUAAGUUACUAAGUUUUACCUCAAUGUCCAGAGGAGAGGAAGGCAGAUAUUUCGGGGACGGAGUGCUGUGGUGAGGUUUUGUAUGUGGUCUUUACAGUAGAUUUUUCACACGCGUUCGGCCAGAACAUAUUUGUGAAGGAGAACAUUUUGAUGUCGUAUCACUUUUUAGUUGUUUGAGAACAGGGAACGUGAACGUCUGAUCGAGGGCAGUUUCACCAAAAUCACCACUUUCACCACAUGCAUGUCAUUUUUCUGUCAAGAUUAUAGUUGUAUUAGAUUUGCCAGCAACCAAGAAUGUUAUCUAUAUUUGAAGUAUAGACCAAAAAAGUGGAGGGAUAAUCUAGACAUGAAUCUGCCGAACAUUUGCAAAGCAAAUGGGAACCUAGGCCUUGAAAAGUAGUCGAACACACCACCAAAAAUACAGUGCAAUUGAAGUUAAGGGUAAAAAGCAUAGGCUUGUUGUGUGUGACACAACAUUUGAACUUUAUCUGUCAGUAUAGCAACAAGAGAAGUACUGAGUCUUUAACUAUAAUGAGUAACAAUGAUCCUCAGGUGUGCUUUUGGGCCGUCGCACCAUGUCCUAAACAGAGAAACGCAGUGACAGGAUGUUUUGUCUGUUGUUAGCCCCGCCCACAGUGAAAUCCCAUUGGUCCAUCAUCUAUGACUGUAUUAGAGUAUAUUUUGUUUUCACUGUGGACAGACAAAUGACUUGACGCUGAAAACGUUAUCGUCUGGCUAACGGACGCAAGAAUUUAGACCUGGCAUAACGGUUUGGACUUAAAAGUGUUAAAAAUAUUGCUUUAAAUAUCUCAAAGCUGCUAUUUCAACUCCCUUAAACUUGUCAUACCUCGCUGCUAGUAAUGAGGAGUUCAGGAAUCAGACACAGCCCUGUAGUCAAUGUUUGAGUUAGGAAGACGACGCCUCUAAAUUAUGAUAUCUAUGAUGGGGAAGAUCUAAUGUCCAAACUCUGUAUUAACUGCUCAUUAGAGUCACUUUAAAAGAAAAGGGUUUUUACUGCUAGAUGAACCACUAGACCAUUCGAUCUACACACAUGCAUUGUAUUUCAUUAUGCAUCUGGACUCCAUUUCUGAAGACGUGAAACAUCCUCUCUCACUCAGAAUAUUAGACGUGAAUAGAGAAACACAACAAGACCCACAAAUAGCACUGGAAAAGAAAACUUUUGUGAGAUGAGACCACCCUUGAGGGCCCUAGUCAUGCAUCCUAUUAAUAAAUGUGCCUUUUGAUUUAUUUAACCAAUAACCUAUAAUUUCUAAGUAACAACAUACCUAAAUACUCGUUUUCUUUUUCGGGUUGUUUAUUUCUGCCAGUGUGCAUAUUUUAAUAUGUAUGUGUCUAUUAGUUUGAAAAGUAAUCAAUGGAGAAUAUUACCUGUUUAUAUAUUUAUUGAGAUAUUUAUUCUAAUUCUUUAUUUAUUUAUUUUUGGAGACGGGUUUUUAUUUUCUGUGCUGUCUUCUCUGACUUUGUGCCAAUUUGCUGCUUUGAGGUGUUACAUAUCGUGGGUUUGUAUCAUUAAUUAAACCCUAACUCUAUAUUUUAAUGAAA